Messenger RNA from Cotesia congregata, 1743 nucleotides. The record is from the annotation of a GenBank genome assembly. NCBI's taxonomy places the organism in Eukaryota, Metazoa, Arthropoda, Insecta, Hymenoptera, Braconidae.
AUGAAAUUAACUAUUUUAUUUAUAUUUAUCGGGUCAAGCUUUGCGUACAGAAAUGAUUUAUCCGUUCACUCGUUAGCGCUUGGAUCACAAUCAACAUUAUACUGGAGAGUUGAUCCAACAAAGGAGAUGAUACAAUUUGAAAUUCAUUAUACGGGUAAACAAAGUGGAUGGUUUGCAGUAGGAUUUUCAAAUCGUGGAGAAUUAACACUUGCUGAUUAUUGUGUUUUGUGGAUUGAUUGGCAUCUCAAAGUUCACUUUGAAGAUGCAUGGGCAAAUAAUAAAGGAAUCAUUGAAGUUGACAGCUAUCAAGAUUGCAAUGAUUUUGCUUGGAAGCGAUCAAUUCUCAGUAAUAUGACUAAGUUUUCUUUUACUCGUAAAUUAGACACAUGCGAUGAACGUGAUUAUAUUAUUGAGAAAGGAACCACUCACAUUGUUUGGUCUAAAGGUACCGGACCACUUUCAAAUCUCAAUGGAUUAAAUAUUAUAACCAACGCAAUUUCUUUGGGAAUGUCACGGACUGAAUUACUUCGUACAGUAUCUGAUAAACCGCCCGAAUUUCCCUCAGAUACUUGGAAGUAUCAAUUACUAACUGAUCAUGUAAAUGUUCCUCAAGUUGAGACAACUUAUUGGUGCAGAGUUGAAAAACUUCCGGAAGCUCUAAGACAAAAGCACCAUGUUUUACAAUUUGGACCAGUUAUACAACCUGGCAAUGAACAUCUAGUCCAUCACAUGGAAGUAUUUCACUGUGCUGGACCAUCUGAAGCUGAUAUACCUCUGUAUAAUGGUCCUUGUGAUGCUGCUGAUCGUCCUCAAACAACUCAGAUUUGUAAAAAAGUAUUAGCCGCAUGGGCAAUGGGCGCUGAUGCAUUCGUGUAUCCCAAAGAAGCUGGUCUCUCAGUCGGCGGUAAAUUAUUCAAUCAGUAUAUUAUGCUCGAGGUGCAUUACAAUAAUCCAGAGCGUAUUAAAAAUAAAGUCGACUCUUCGGGGAUUGAAUUUUAUUUUACUAAAACUCUGAGGAAGUAUGACGCAGGGGUGAUUGAACUUGGUCUUGAGUAUACUGAUAAAAUGGCAAUACCACCUCAUCAAGAAUUAUUUGAAUUAUCUGGACACUGUGUAACAGAGUGUACUGGUAUUGGGUUACCACAAAAUGGUAUUUAUGUAUUUGGAUCACAAUUACAUACUCAUCUUACUGGUACCACUGUACGUACACGACAUAUUCGUAAUGGUAAUGAAUUAUCACCGCUUAAUUAUGAUAAUCAUUAUUCAACUCAUUUUCAAGAAAUAAGAUUACUUCCUGAGCCAGUACAUAUUUUACCGGGUGAUUCAUUAAUAACAACUUGUACUUAUAAUACAAUGGAAAGAAAUAAUGUUACACUAGGUGGUUUUGCUAUUUCCGAUGAAAUGUGCGUCAAUUACAUCCAUUACUACCCAAAUACAAGAUUAGAAGUUUGUAAAAGCGCAAUAAGUGAUGAUGCAUUACGAACUUACUUUAGAUACAUGCGAGAAUGGGAAAAUCAAGAUACAGAUUUUGACACCGCUGUAUCAAUAAGCUAUCAAAAUAUUGAAUGGACCAAAUUACGAGUUGCAGCUUUGCACGAUCUCUAUCAAGCAGCACCACUUGGUAUGCAGUGCAAUGGAUCUGACGGUUCUCGGUUACCAGGGCUUUGGAAUAAUGUUGCUGCUACUCAAGUUAAAUUACCGCUUGCUCCUCCCGCAAGAGAUUGCCAUUUAAUUAAUCAAUAA